CGGCGAACGCUAACGGUUACGGAGUUUAAACUCAAGCCGUGGCCGCGAACGCCGGGCUCCGGGAGCUGGGUGUUGGUUCCCCCACCGUGAAAAAGCGUGAUGGAGUACCCAGCAAUGGAAACUAGUUCACUUUUUACCUCAGGAAUUAAGAAACAUGUGAAAGAUGGAAGAAUUUCAAAGACUACUAAGUUGAAUGUUUCUCUUGCUUCAAAAAUAAAAACAAAAAUAAUAAACAAUUCUUCUAUUUUCAAACUUUCUUUAAAGCAUAACAACAGGGCAUUAGCUCAGGCUCUUAGUAGAGAGAGAGAGAAUUCUCGAAGAAUUACAACUGAAAAGAUGCUGUUGCAAAAAGAAGUGGAUAAACUGAAUUUUGAGAACACAUUUCUUCGUCUAAAGCUAAAUAAUUUGAAUAAGAAGCUUAUAGAAAUAGAAGCACUCAUGAACAAUAACUUGAUAACUGCAAUUGAAAUGAGCACUCUUUCUGAGUUCCAUCAGAGUCCCUUUCUACCGCCAAGUAGCAAGAAGAAACGGGUUAGUAAACAGUGCAAAUUGACACGUCUUCCAUUUGCAAGGGUUCCAGUAACUUCAGAUGAUGAUGAUGAAGAAAAAGAGAAAAUACAGUGUGAUGACAGCACCAUAUCAAAGACAUCAUCUGAUAGUCCCUCUUUGGUAUCAGCAAGACCAGUAUCAACUCAGAAUACUUUGAGAUCGCUAUUCAUUAAAGAAAAUGAUCAGAAUGUUUGUAGUGUAAAUGAUUCAGAACAUAUUUCUUCUAUUGUUGAUAUACUUCCCAAAGAAAACCAUUCCCACUCAGACCAAAGUUCUAGGAGCUCUCUAACAAGUGAGAAGAAAAAUGCCCAGGCGAUCAGCCACAAAAAAGAGAAGUCAUCUCCUAGUAAUGUGACUAAAAGGAAAAAACGUGUUUCAUCUUGGGAGUCAGAUAAUCCUGCAGACACUCCCUGUGUAACAGAUUUAGAUCAACAACAGGUUUCAAGUCCAGUAUUAAAUUGGAAUAAUGAGAUAAAAGAUUACACUAAUGAAACAAAUACUACAAUGCAGAGAAACAUAUUGUACCUUCCUGCCUCAUCUGAAUCUGCAAGUGAACCUCUUACAAAAGGCAUGAAUCCACUUCAGGGUAAUGAUGACUCUCAGUUGCAGAAAACUGUGUAUGAUGAUGACAUGGAUUUAACUGCUAGUGAAGUCAGCAAAAUUGUUACAGUUUCAACAGGCACUAAAAAGAAAAGAAAGAAAAAUCCAGAUGAUUGUGGAAUGAAAACUUUCAGAAAAGUGAAAGAUCCAAGCUCUGAAAAAAAGAGAGAAAGAUCAAAGAGACAACGUAAAAAUAGUUCAGGUGCGAAUAUUGAGGAAAAAAUUGAAAGUGGACCAGAAAGAAGAUCUGUUGACCUGGAUGGUGAAGGGGAUUCAAGAGAUCCAAAUUUUAUCUUCAGUAAUGAACAGAUGACUCAGUUGAACAUGCUGAAGAAAAUAACCCUUCCUAAUGGCUUUGAUCAGGGUGACAAACAAAGUAUGCAGUGUAACAAAAAGAAGAAAAGAAUUCAUGUAACAGAGGAGCAAGAGGAAACAUACUCUUUCUCCCAAAGUUCAGAUAAAUUCCCACAGGAUGGUAAAUUUGAUUUGGGUCCAAGUUCUCUAGCUUGUAAGAAUAGUAAAGCUUCUAGACAGACAUUUGUGAUUCAUAAGUUAGAAAAAGAUAACUUAUUCUCAAACCAAAAGGUUCAAGAAACCACCUCUGAAAACCUAGGUGUCACAAAUGAAUUUCAAACAGCUUAUCUUUCCAACAAAGGUAAUGCAAAGUUAUGUGAUGAUGAGACCCAAAAUAUGUUUGAUUUGAAAAAGCAUGUCACUGAUACACAACCCACUCAGCAAAAUGAAUCAAAAAUAAAUAAGAAGGUUUGGCAGAAAAUAAAUCGGAAAACAGAAAUAAUUUCUAAAAUGAACCAAAUACUUGGGGACGAUACUAAAGAUGUGCAAGGCCCAGAAAAAGGUAACUUUUCCUUCCAAACCCGAGAGGAUAAAGAAACCAUCUCUAGAAAUCUGGAUGUUUCAAAUGAGUUUCAGAAAUCUGUUCUUUCCACUGUCAGUAAUGGAAACCUGUGUGAUUGUAAAACCCAGAAUGUGUUGGGUUUGCAAAAGAAAAUCACCGACGCAUACCCUGUGCAGCAAAAUGAAUCAAGAAUUAAUAAGACUCUUAGGCAGAAAGUAAAUCGGAAGACAGAAAUAAUUUCCACAGUGAAUCAUUUAGAUAACACGAGUGAGUACUGCCCAGAAAAGGGUAAAGAAAUCAUCCCUGAAAACCUAGUGGACACACGUGAGUUUCAAACACCCACUCUUUCUUCCAAAGACGGUAGAGACCUAUAUGAUUGUGACACUCAGAAUGUUUUGGGGGUGAAAAUGUAUGUUCAUGAUAUACAACCUGCUUGUCAGAAUGAAUCAAAAAUAGAUAAGCCUAGGCAAAAGGUAUGUCGGAAGACAGAAAUCAUUUCUGAAGUCAACCAAAUAUAUAAGAGUGAUGACAAAGGCAGGCUUGACCCAGAAAAAGGUAACUUACUUUCUCUAAUCCAAAAAGAUAAGGAAACCAUCCCUGAAAACCUGGAAGACACCAAUGAGUUUCAGAUAGUUGACCCUCCCUCUGGAGUUAAUAGGAACCUAUGUGAUUAUGAGACUCAAAACCUUUUAGGGGUGAAAAAGCGUGUUACUGAUACUGGGAAGCAAAAGGAAUCAAAAAUAAAUAAGAGACUCAGGCAGAAAGUAAGUCGGAAGACAGAAAUAAUUUUGGAAAUGAACAGAAAAAAUGAGUUUAACAAUAAAGGUAUAUGUGACUCAGAAAAAGGUGACUUCUCCCUAACCCCAAAUAAUGAAGAAACCAUUUCUGAAAACCUAAAAGUCACACAUGAAUUUCAGACAGUUUAUCUUUCCACCAAAGAUGAUGGACAUUUACAUGAUUAUAAGACCCAGAAUAUGUUGGAUUUGACAAAGCAUGUCACUGAUAAGCAACCUACUCAGCAGAAUGAAUCAAAAAUAAAUAAGAACCUUAAGCAGAAGCAGAAAGUAAAUCGGAAGACAGAAAUAAUUUCUGAAAUGUGCCAGAUAUAUGAGGAUAAUGGUAAAGAUGUGCAUGGCCAAGAAAGCUAUACAAAAAAUCUUGAUUUUAAAAUAAAUAAACAAAGACCUGAAGGCCAAUCUGUUAUUAGUGGAUACUGUAUGGAAAUCAACAGUGAUGAGAAAGAAAAUUAUGAUGAAAUUUCAAAUCCUUAUAAACCAAUUAAAAAGCAUGGGAAAGAAUCAGACAAGGCAAAGAACAUUUUGGCAAAAAGUGACAACAUGCCUGUUUUGCAGUUGACAGGUCCUUCACAGAUGUCUGUCUUAGAACCAGGUUUAAAACAUAUUACUGAUGAGGCAGAUUCUGACCCUGGAGACCACGUGGAACCACAUAGGAGUCCGAGGCUAAGCACUAAAACUCUGAAUAGAAAGAGAGAGAUCCACGUUGCGGAGGUGACGAAGGAAGGAGAGUGCCAGGUCAAAAAAGUAAAUAAGAUGACAUCCAAAUCAAAGAAAAGGAAGACCUUCGAAGAUGCUUCUCUAGAUAGGCAUGAACUAAUGGAGGUGAUAUCCGACACCAUUCAGGAAAUGUCAGUUGAACCUGAGUACACUGUUAAGGGGAAAAAGUUGGAAAAUGUGGAAACUGUCAAAAUUAAACCAGACUUUUACACAAAAAUGUUGAUAUCUUUAUCUCAAAUGUAUUCACCUAGCAGACAGGAUUCUUCCCUUAACAGUGUUCUUGAGGGUUCAGUACCUUUGAGUAUUUCUUCUAAUAAAAAUCUGAAAGAAAAUUUUGCCCCAGAGAGCUCGCCCAUCUUUCAAGUAAGUGAUGAGGUACAUGAGAAGAUGAAAGACAUGAAAUUUGAAGUCAACCAGAGAACACAAAGAUCAGAAAUAGGUGUUAGAAUGCUACAAGACUUGACAAAUACCAGUUUUGUUUCAAAUACCGCUGCUAAAUUUGAAAACAAGGUAGAUCAUCUAUCUUCAGAGCUGCUAAGCCGAAGAAGAAGGUGUACUCCUAUCUGUUUAAAGGAGCCAAGUCUCAAAGGGAAGAUGAGAAGAUGAGGUGAAUUUAUACAUUCUGGUUUUCCUGAAUUCUCAAACCAUAGCAAUUCAAAACAGGGAUCUAACUAGGAUCAAGAAGAUGAAAAGCAUGAUGAAAAGUUCUGGGUUUUUUUUUUUUUUUUUCCAUCUCUUGCCUUUUUGUAGAGUGUUUAUUCUUAUGUAUAGGUAAUAUGCAUAAAAUAACUAUUUUGUAAUAUUAAGCACUUUAAGUUAUUUUGGUCACCUUAUAACUUAUCUUCCUCCUCAUAUAAUCUCCUUUCAACCAAACAACCUUUAACUAAACAAUAACUAUUAACCUUUUAACUGAAUAAAAUGUAUUAUAAAUACUUUGCACUGGUUAUCUUGUUAUACACCAAAACUACCUUGUUUUGUUUUAUUUUGCUUUAAAAACCAUUCAGUAAAUGUGAACACCUGUAAGAUUUUAAAACUCACCUUCUGCCCUGGCCAGUUUUCUCUCACCUUUCAUUCUUCAGCUUUCAAAAUUACUUGUUUACUGUCAGCUGCUGUAUUACUUCCAUUACACAUAAUCUGAUGACUUGGUUGAGUGGGUUUCUCUCUCAGGUGCUUUUGAAUUUGGUUUUUGUAACUUUAAAGAUCACUUAUUAUUCCAGUAUUAAAAAGUAGUAAAUCCUAUUCAUACCUGAGAUUAACAAACAUAGCUUACUGUAUUGAAAUGAUUAGUAAAAAUCUAUUCUGCCUAGAUGGAAAAGCUUUCUUAUAUCCAGCAACUAAAUAUCCAGCAACUAAACGAGUAGGCCCAAGAAAUCUGCAUUUUGUUUAACAAACACCUCAGAUAAUUCUGGGGCAGACUGGCCUAGGACCAAACUUUGAAAAACAGUUGUGAGACUACAGAGUCCCACAGAAGAACUUACUCAUUUACCAACAGUAUCUGUUGAAUGGAGGCUAGAUGUUUUAUUAAAGGAAUAAUUUACACUGCUUUAGGGUUUGGCACCCUGACAGUUUUUCCUUUCCUGUACUAUUAUUACUUAAGGCUUUGAAUCUCUGUCAUUAUCUGGUAUUUGGUUUCCUAGUGUUUCUAUUUUUUCCUCCUUUCCAUGAGGUUUGUCUUUUUUUUUUCGUUCCCAUGCAAAUUAUUUUUCAUUGUAUGUAUCAGACUUAAAAUCUUUUAUUGGAACUCAGUCACAUUAAAAAAGUUUUCCUGUUCCCAGAUUUAAGAAAGACAUUUACCCAUGGUUUCAUUUCGUUUUGACGUUUAAAUUUCUGAUUCAUGUGGAUUUUGUUUUAUGGUAAAAUAUGAACACAAUUUUUGACCUUUUCCCAAAGGAUUGCCCAUUAAUUAAAAAAUCCAUGUUUUCCACUACUGAUUUGAAGUGCCACAUUUUUCAAUGUUGUAUUUCCAUAUACACUUCAACUUAUUUCUCAAUUUUCUGUUCCCUCUACUAGUUUAUGUCUUUUUAUGCCCCUCUAUCGUUGUCUUUAUAGGGACUUUAAGGGAGUUUCAAAACUUCCCUCAUGGAGGUUUUCCAUAUUUCUUAAUGCCUUGGCAUUCUUUUUUCCUGGUAAUACAUAUAAAUGGAAUCUGUGAGUCUCUUUUCUAAUCGAUUAUCACUUGUAUAUAUGAAGAUUAUUGAUUUCUGUAUGUUAAUUGCUAACUGUUAUUGUUUAUACUAUUUUCCAGAUAUAUAUAUUCUGAAAACCAGGCUAUCUUUCCUCCUCCUUUCUCUCCAAUUCUUAGGCCUCUCACUGCUUUCUCUUAUGUAACUGCAUGGCUGCUACCUUAUAUUUAGUGUAAAAUAGCAGUGAGAAUGGUGGAUAUCAUUGUCUUGUUCCUGAUUUUCAUAGGAAUGCCUCUGGCUUUACCCCAUUAAGUAAGAUGCUAUGGAAUAAGCUGGUUGUGUAUGCUUAUAAUCACAUUAAAAUAUUACCUAUCAAUUACUAUUUUAUUCAGUGCUUUUUUAAUAAAUUAUGAAUGAGUGUCAGAUGA
This is a messenger RNA of Cervus elaphus (red deer), 6070 nucleotides long. RefSeq names its product shugoshin 2 (gene SGO2). The transcript is spliced from 9 exons. Gene Ontology annotation, cellular component: chromosome, centromeric region; nucleus. NCBI's taxonomy places the organism in Eukaryota, Metazoa, Chordata, Mammalia, Artiodactyla, Cervidae. Gene Ontology annotation, biological process: meiotic chromosome segregation. Bases 100 to 4125 code for a protein of 1341 amino acids. The record is from RefSeq and is a predicted model, not a curated record.